This is a messenger RNA of Rotaria socialis, 1635 nucleotides long. NCBI's taxonomy places the organism in Eukaryota, Metazoa, Rotifera, Eurotatoria, Philodinida, Philodinidae. The record is from the annotation of a GenBank genome assembly.
AUGUUUCAUGAUGAUGAAGUUCCAUUACGUUCGGCUAAAAAUAUUGCUCGUCAAUUACGAGAUGCUAAAGGUCGUCAUUCUCGUAAUCAGUUUUUGUCUUCUCUACCUCCUGAUGUUUCGAAUGAUGUGCCAAUGAUAGAAGAGUACACAGACGAAACUCGUUAUACAUAUAAUGAACAAGAUGAUCUUAUGGUGGUGGACCAAAAUGAUGAACAAUUGGAAAGCAAUUCAAUCGUCGUCAGUCAAAUCGUUGACGAUGUAUCAUUUGACACCAAUUCAUAUUUAGGCAACAGCGAGGAUGAUAAUUCACAAGAUAUACAAUCUAAUUUGUUGACCCAGGAUAUCCCACCAUCUUCACCUGAUACACGAGAAAUUUCAACUGCUCUUGCUUUAUUUCGGCAUCGACACCGAUUAUCAAAAUCAUGCAUAAACAAUUUAUGUGAUUUGCUACGCUCGUUUGGUGUUGCUAAUGUACCAUCGGAUUUUCGUUCAAUUGAGAAAAUUCUUAUCAAAAACCAGGAGAACACUUUACAGGGUCGCAAAUAUAUCAUUUGUUCGAAAUGUGGUAACAAAGGUACUAGUUUAUCAAAGUGUGUGGAUAUAAAAUGUGAGAGACAUUCUGGUUUUGUGUCAACUCCUACAACACUUUGCACGUUUAAACUUCUUCCGCAAGUAACAUCUAUUCUUGACCGGCACAACAUUAUGCCUGAACCAGAUAUAACCAAUACCAACAUAUCUGAUAUUCAAGAUGGCUAUGUACGUCGUAAUAUUAUUUUCCGCGAACGAAUGAUUGACUCAAAGAAAAAUAUAGUGACUAUGCUGUUAAAUAGCGAUGGGAUAGUCUUAAAGAAGUUUAGCCGUUCGAUCUGGUUUACUUGUAUGGUGAUCAAUGAGUUACCUCGUGCAAUAAGAUUUAAUAUUGGUAAUGUUAUAAUUUGUUCUAUAUCUAUGGGUGGGAAUAAACCGAAAAAGAAUCAAUUUCAAAGUUUUAUAAAAGAUUGGGUCCUCGAAUUACAACAGCUUGAGUUAGGCUUCCAUAUUUCUCCUCCAAAUUUGCAUGGUCAUUUUAUCAAAGUGCAUGCUUAUUUGAUUGCAGCAGCACUUGAUAAGCCUGCACAAGCGUUGUUAAUGAAUUUAAAUGAUCCGACCGGUUAUUAUAGUUGUGUUCGUUGUACUAUUCAAGGAAAAUCUGUACCAACAAAGCAUGGAAGUACACGUGUUUUCAUAAGAAAAAAUAAUGACGGUAUUCAAGAUCGAAGCAAUCAACUAUAUGAUCAACAUAUAAUUCAACUACUAAAAAGAAAAUCAAAAAAUAAACCAAAAGAUAUAGAUCCUGCUUGUGGACAACAGGGUCAUUGUCUUUUAAGAAAUCUGUCGUAUUUCAAUAUUGGACCAAGUUUCACUUCUGAUUCGCUUCAUAAUUUAUAUUCGGGAACUUUUAAACGUUUACUAGAAAUAUGGUUCAAAAGUCGCGGUAAUUCAUACUCCAUUCAUAAACAACUAAAUUUGAUUGAAGCGAAAUUGGACUCAAUUAAAUAUCCUACAACCACAUAUCAUUUACCAUCACAACUUAGAUUUUAUCAAACUUACAAAGGCAACGAAUAUAGAUUGACAUUGCUGUUUGGUUAUCAGUAA